This is a messenger RNA of Podarcis lilfordi (Lilford's wall lizard), 259 nucleotides long. The record is from the annotation of a GenBank genome assembly. Lineage: Eukaryota; Metazoa; Chordata; Lepidosauria; Squamata; Lacertidae.
AUGGGAAUCCCUAGAGGAUUUUUACUUUCUUGUUAUCUUAAAUAUCCUAAUGUCCCCUCCAUUACCGGAGGCGAUUUUAACGCUCGGAUAGCCUCAAAUCGGGAAGCUCUUAUAAAGUCUAAAUGGUGGGUCGACCCCGGCGCUCAAACCUACGAUCUAGUAUAUAUCCCCACUAGAAUAUCAAAGGAUGUAAAAGUCAAUAAGGCGGGAGUGAUGCUUUACCAGAUGGCUUUACGCCUUAAUUUAAUUAUAUUAAAUG